Molecule: messenger RNA, 982 nt
Organism: Microplitis demolitor
Lineage: Eukaryota; Metazoa; Arthropoda; Insecta; Hymenoptera; Braconidae
Gene: RpL7A
Product: 60S ribosomal protein L7a
Exons: 5
Coding region: 117-923 (268 amino acids)
Biological process (GO): ribosome biogenesis
Cellular component (GO): ribonucleoprotein complex
Source: RefSeq, a predicted model, not a curated record
ACAUCUUUCUUUUUCCUUUACGCGUUUAUCCGCCAUCCUUCGCGUUUCGUUCGCGGAGUGACGAUUUUUAUAUUCCAUUUAAUAUAAAGGAAUCCUUAGGUUCCUUGUUAUAAAAAAUGGUUCAAAAGAAGCCGAGAAAGAAGACCGGAAAGAAGGUAGCUGCCGCUCCUUUGGCAGUGAAGAAAGUCGAACCCAAGAAGGUAACGAACCCUCUUUUCGAAAAGAGAACCCGCAACUUUGGUAUCGGUCAAGAUAUCCAGCCAUCCCGUGACUUAAGUCGUUUCGUUAAAUGGCCCAAGUACAUCAGGAUCCAGCGUCAAAGAGCUGUGCUCUACAAAAGAUUGAAAGUUCCACCACCAAUCAAUCAGUUUACUCAAACUCUUGAUAAACAAACCGCCAGCCAGAUGUUCAAAAUCUUGGAAAAAUACAGACCAGAAUCAGCAGAAGCCAAGAAGAAGAGAUUGAAGGCACGUGCUGAGGAAAAAGUCGCCAAGAAAGAAGACACUCCAACCAAACGACCCAACAUGUUGAGAAGUGGUAGCAACGCUGUUACAACUUUGGUUGAACAAAAGAAAGCUCAACUUGUUGUCAUUGCUCAUGAUGUUGAUCCCAUUGAGAUUGUCUUGUUCUUGCCUGCUCUUUGCCGUAAAAUGGGAGUACCAUACUGCAUUGUAAAAGGCAAAGCACGAUUGGGACGUCUCGUUAGACGCAAGACGUGUACUGCUGUUGCUCUUACACAGGUCGACUCUGCUGAUAGAGCCAACUUCGCCAAGGUUGUCGAAGCAAUCAAGACAAACUUCAACGACCGUUACGAUGAGAUCAGACGUCACUGGGGUGGUGGUCUUCUUGGUAGCAAAUCAGCUGCCAGAAUCGCUAAAUUAGAGAAGGCUAAGGCUAAAGAACUCGCACAGAAACAAGUUUAAAAAUUUAAAAAAGCGAGUUUGUCAAUACAAAAUAAAUAAAAACGAAAAAAAAUUUAAAA